AAUGAUGAUUAUGAUGAUGACGAUGAUGACCUUAGAUGUGCUCUUUUCGAUCAAUAAAUACAAUCAAUUUACAGUUUUUGUUUAAUUUAAAUGUAAUUCAUCUUGAUUUACUUUUUAAAUUGUACUGUUCAGAUAUAAGUGCACAUUGUAAUAUUAUAUUUAGUAUAAUCCCCACAAAUUGCUAAUGCACCUGGUGGCCAUUUUGACGGCGUAAGUGUGACAUAAUUUAUCUUAUGCAUUUUGUGCUAUCUAUAGUUUCUAUUUUUAAAAUAACGUCAACCGGGUGUUAUUUAGAAAAGGUUCCAGUGAAUUAUCAGUUUAAGGGACUUAUAUUACAAUAUUUUUAUUGUACACAUUAAAGAGAAAUGUUACUUUUUCAAAAAUAUUGUUUAUCUAAUUGUAAAUUUACCUCCUAUGAGAAUGAAUGUUUUUAAACCUAGAUCCAUUAUUCUCUUUUAUCUUCAUAGUCCGAUUGUAAAUAAAUAAAUAAUUAAAAGUUAAUAAUAUCUUCAUUGAUUAUUUUCAAUCAUCUAAAAUCAGUUUUUAAAAUAUAAAGAGUUCUAUCGACAAAACGGAUUAUAUCGUAAGUGUCACAGCUCUAGUGACAGCUGUCACAGAGAUCAAGCUAUAUUUUAAGAACUUAUAGUGGCCAUGAAAUAAAAAAAAACGUAAUAAUAAUUUCUAGUGUGUUGAUAAUUUAAAUGAAUGUAUGAACAUAAUUUAAUUAUUAAUCUUGUUUAUAAAUAAAAUAUAAUAAUUACUAGUGAAUGAAGUUUAUCAUGAAAUCUUUGUUGCAAUGUAUGUGAGUAUUUCAAAUAUAGUUUAUAUAAACUACAAUAUGUUUGUUAAUUUAAUUUUGUUAAAAUUUCAGAAAUUUAAAUCACCUUUUAUAAGGCAUGCCUCAUUAAAUGAAAUAAAAAACCAAAUAAAACGUGGCCGAUGUCAACCAGCAGCUACAGAAGAAGAAAAGGAGAAAGAACUUGAAAAAAUAGCUAAAGAAGCAUCAAUAGAUGAUCCACCGACAGCAUGUUGCCGUACAGGUUGUGCAAAUUGUGUUUUCAUUGUGUGGGCUGAAGCAUUAGCAAAUAAAAUGCAAGAUGCUGGUCCUGAAAUCACAGAUAAAGUACUCAAGAUGGUUGAUGAUCCCUCAAUGAAAGCAUAUUUGGAGAUGGAGCUCAGAUUACGAUUGAAAAAGUAAUCGAUGGGUGUGUUUUGUUGUGACAGAUUAUUUAGAUUUUAUUGUAGUGAGGAACAAGUUACUCAUAUCUACUAAUAUGAAGGUUUUAUUUUCAAUCU
Diatraea saccharalis (sugarcane borer) is the source of this 1296-nucleotide messenger RNA. The record is from the annotation of a GenBank genome assembly. NCBI's taxonomy places the organism in Eukaryota, Metazoa, Arthropoda, Insecta, Lepidoptera, Crambidae.